AUGAGUUCAUGCGAUGGAUUAGACACUAUGAGCUAGUUAUAUUGUAUUGAUAACUGUUAUGCUCAGGGUAUAGCAGCUUUAUUUUAGACUAAAGAAAAAUAGUUAUCGGGAGAAUAAAAGCUAUUAGAAUUAGGAAGAAUUCAAGGUUUAUUAAACUAAGAGCACAAACAAUGUUUGUACUCUUGUGAGGAUUAACGUGGAAAUGAAAGAUGCUAGAAUAACUGCAACUAUUUUUUCGAGCGAAAAUAAUAGUUGACAUAACAAUAUCAAUCUUAAGUUCUAAGGCAAGAAUAAGAUUAGUAAAAUAGAGUUGAAGAUGAUACCUAGUCAAUUUCUUUUUUCUCAAAACCAGAUCAUAAUUAAGCUUAUCAUCAGUUGGAUUUCUCGAUUACUCACUACUAAGAAGAGGAGAAGAAAUAUCAAUUUGAAACUAAUGAAAGACUGCUAAAUUUGGUAGCUAACGAUGUCUAUCUUGGAUAUGAGAUAUGUAUAACGAAUUGUGAUGUCUAAUUGAGUGGAUGUUAUUAAAGAUGCGCUGAUCUGAAGUCCAGAGAAAUUUAAAUGAAUCCUAUUUAUUAGAGCUUGUUUAAUAAAGACACAAUGUAUGAUCCAAAGAUUGAAGAUUUUCUCUUCAGCUCUGAGAAUAUAUUUGAAGAUUUUACUGGCUACGAAUCUGAUCAGUAAAAAUUAAUAAGAAAAAUGGAAGUUUCUACUCUAGUUAAUUUGUUUGCCCUAGAAAAAUAUUCAAGAGCUACAUUUGACCCCUUAUAUCUAGCAGAUAGUACCGAUUGGGACCAAUACAAGCAUUGUAAAAAACAUUGCAAAUCAAAUGAUUUGAAUUGUGUCCCCAAAUGCCUAGGUAAUUUUAGCAAAUCCGUUUUCAAUUAGGCAUCAUAAAGUUUGAAUCCUAAAGACUGUAUAGUAUUAAGCUAAUAUUCCUUACUUAGUGAUUAGCUUGAUUAUGGCCGUGACACAUCUGAUUAUGUACUAUACCAAAUUAAGUCAAAAUUAUCACUGCUAUCUGAAGUUGAAGACAAUGCAGCAAUCAGUUAUGAGCUAUAAAUUAAGGAUUUAAAUGCUAUUGAUAAAUGCUAUAGAAAAGUAAAUAACUAUUUAGAGGAAGCAGAAUGCGUAUAAAUGCUAAAUCAAUACUACCAAAACUAUGAUUCCUCAUAAGCUAUUAAUUCUCUUUAAUCAUUCUCAGAAUUCUAAUAAUAAGUUGGAGACUUUGAUAGCCUUUUGAAUUGCUAUAAUAAAGCAAGAACCCUAAAUGAAAUGUAGCAGUGCAAUAUUCAGCAUAGUCUGUAUAUUAGUAUGUAUUAAGGCAGAUGCAUCCAAUCUUUAUAUACUAAAGAUAUCAAUGAAAAAGUUGUUGAGAAGCUUCAAAACUUCCUUGAAUGUCUAUACAAUUCAAAUUCUGAGGAAAAAGUAUAGGAGUGCAUUGAGAUGUUUGAAGAUGCUGCUAAUCUUACAAUGCUUGAUUUGAUGUAAUUCAACAAAGGAGUGAAUUAAGAAAGUUUAUUAAGUCUACAUCUAGAACAUAAUGAAAGUCCUGGGCUAAAAAUCAUUGAGACUUAUGUUGGUUCAUAUGCUCAAUUGAAAUAUAGGCCAUCAAAAGCAUUAUCAUUAAUUGGGUCAGAGAAUUAUGAUGAGGCGAAAAUAGAUUAACUUUUAGAUAAAGAAAUGAGCAGAAGAGAUGAAAUAUUCUCAUUAAAAGUAGAACAGCUUAGAGAUAAGGCUAUCGAAGAGUUCAACAAUACUAAUGAAUAUGAAUGGUUCGCUAAAGCUGCUGGAUAGUAUUCUGAAAACACUAUUUGUAGCGCAGAAUGUAUGGAAUCUUGCUUCAAAUCAGAGGAUUUGCCUAUUUCAGUUAUAAUGAAUGAUUGUGUUCUUCAAAAGUGUUAAUGCUAGAAUUCUAAUAUUACUGCAAUGAGUCUCUCUGAUCUUCAAAUAGACGUAGUUCCUUUUGAUGAUUACCUGAUAAAUUCUAGAAAUAGCAAACUACUAUUGGAGUAAGCAUCAGAUUACUACUCAAUAACACAAGAUGUUGAUUUUGACUGUGCUUAUUAAUGUUUAUCUUCUUAAGAAAUUAUAUACAGAGCCAAGGAGAUUUGCAUGUAAAAGGCUUGUAAAGUUCAUUUGAAUCUUUUUAGAACAGAGGAAAAUAUUUCUCUGCAAUAAUAAAAAUGCGAUCCAGAUUGUGCGAAUGAAUGCUUUAGUCUUGUAUUCCAAAGUGCUAGAAGAAACUGUGUCCUGGGCUGUGGCUGCAUGUAUGGUCUUAAUUUAGCUUAAAACAAACCUCUUUCUAAGAAGAAACCUCAGGACAUCAAGAUGCCAAACAGUCUCUAUGUGAAUAUUUUCAUAUCUAUUUUGAUUUUGGCUUUCCUUGGAGGGUUAUUUAUAACUAUAAGAAGGGCCAAGAACCAAAUCUUUAUUUCAUAAAUGGAGGAAAAGCAUCAAGCUAGAAGAUAAAAGAUUAGAUAAAUGAGAGAUUAUGAUCAAGAUGAAAAAACUUUCGAUGUCACAGAGAGGUAUGAGAAGGUUAUAUGA
This is a messenger RNA of Stylonychia lemnae, 2550 nucleotides long. The record is from the annotation of a GenBank genome assembly. Lineage: Eukaryota; Ciliophora; Spirotrichea; Sporadotrichida; Oxytrichidae.